AUGGUUCAAAAAUUGAAGAUCCUUUGUUCGGCCAUGGACAGUCUGGGCCAUGUGAAUGCAAUUCUUGGAUUUGCCAAAAUUUUGGAGCAAAGAGGUCAUCAAGUGAUAAUAGCUCUGGCUCCUGGUUGGAAAUCGGCCAUUGAGAAACACAACUUCGAAUUCAUUCCACUAAAAUUGGAUUCAUCUGUAAAAGAGGAAAAAGAAGUCAAAGGUGAAAAGAAAGUUGGUGAUGAAAGUAAUGGUAAAGAUGAGGAAGCCAACUCAGUGGAGAAGGUAGAGGACAAGAGCAAUUCAAAUGAUUCUAAGAUUGUCGAUGCGAAAUCAGUGAACGAAUCGACAGUUACUAAAGAUGAGAAAAACUCGGAACUACCAGUUACUGAAUCAGAUACUAAAGACGAAGAAAAAAGCCCAGUUAAAAAGGAAGAGGACAAGAGCAACUUGAACGAUUCUGGGAUUGCUGAUUCGGAAUCAGUAAACGAAUCAUUAGCUACUGAAUCAGAAAACGAAUCAUCAGCUUCUGAAUCAGUAAAUGAACCAUCAGCUACUGAAACAGAAACUAAAGAUACUAAAAAUGUUGAACAACCAAACCAGAAAUUGAUUGGAAUGAUAAAUAGUCAGUUGAAAGGUUUCCGUUUGAAGCCUGUGGACAACGCUCGUAACUCUGCGCUAAAAGUACCUAUGUGGCUUGAUUGGUAUGAAAAACAGUUUGCCUUUGACGAUGCUUUACAAGAAGUAAUGGAUGCCGUUAAACCUGACAUGAUUGUAAUUGAUUUUAUGCUAAGACUUCCAUGUCUGGAAAAAUCAUCAAUUCCUUGGGCACAGCUGUGGUCAUGUAAUCCAAUCAUGUUGUAUAAUGGUCACUGUCCACCUGCAACUACAGGCUAUCCAACAGAUAGUCCAAGGGAACUCUGGGAUGAAUACAAGGCUUUCAAAGAUCAAGGAGACAUUCCAAUUGCUGAGUACAUUAAUAAAUGGUUGAUUAGUCGUGGAGUUCGUCCAUACACAAAAGAUGAAAUAUAUCAUAUUGGUGAAUCAAAAUACUUGAAUUUUUAUACCUAUCCAAGUAUCCUCGACUAUAAUGAUAUCGCACCCAGACCAGCUAAAUGGGUAAGAAUGGAUGCAACUGUAAGGGAACCCGAUGAUGCGACUCCUUUUGUUAUACCAGAAAAAUUAGCUGGUAAACCUGGCGCAUUAAUUUACUUUUCACUUGGUACAAUGGGUUGCGUUGAUUUAGAGUUGAUGAGACGAGUAAUAAGUGUUUGUGCCAAAUCACCACACCGUUUUAUUGUAUCCAAAGGUCCUCUUCAUGAGCAAAUUGAGUUACCAGACAAUAUGUGGGGUGAAUCUUACGUUAACCAAAUAGCUAUCCUUCCUCAUGUUGAUCUCGUUAUAACUCAUGCUGGAAACAAUACUCUAACUGAAAGUCUUUAUUUUGGUAAACCAGUAAUUCUGAUGCCACUCUUUUUCGACCAACUCGACAAUGCUCAAAGAGCCCAUGAAAAAGGUGUUGGUAUUCGUAUUGAUACAUACAACUUCCAAGAUUCGGACCUUUUGGAUGCCAUUGAGAAGCUGUUAAAUGAUGAACCAUUGAAGGAAAAAUUGGCUGCAAUUUCAGCUUCUCUCAAAGCAUCUACCUCAAAAGAAACUGUUUGUAAAUUGAUUGAGAAGACUGUUGCCUUGGGGAAAUCACCAUUCGAUGAUGAUCAAGUUGCAAAUAAUCAAGUUGAAUCAGAAUAA
Molecule: messenger RNA, 1737 nt
Organism: Tetranychus urticae (two-spotted spider mite)
Lineage: Eukaryota; Metazoa; Arthropoda; Arachnida; Trombidiformes; Tetranychidae
Molecular function (GO): UDP-glycosyltransferase activity
Source: RefSeq, marked provisional